Molecule: messenger RNA, 1785 nt
Organism: Sabethes cyaneus
Lineage: Eukaryota; Metazoa; Arthropoda; Insecta; Diptera; Culicidae
Product: sodium-coupled monocarboxylate transporter 1-like
Exons: 7
Coding region: 1-1785 (594 amino acids)
Biological process (GO): sodium ion transport; transmembrane transport
Cellular component (GO): membrane
Molecular function (GO): symporter activity
Source: RefSeq, a predicted model, not a curated record
AUGAAUUCUACAGUUGUUCAGGCUUUGAGUGUACAAGAUAUAAGUAAAUCAUUGCAAGGGUUUGGAACUGCUGAUUAUGCGGUAUUUUCGUGUAUGUUGGCAGUCUGUCUUAUAAUCGGAGUUUACUUUGGUUGGAAAGACCAUAAAAGAUGUCGGCAACAGAAAACAUCAAGACGAAACUCAGAAGCCCUAGAUUACCUGGUCGGAGGCCGUAAGCUUAAGAUUUUUCCGGUCGCAAUGUCCUUAGUAGCAAGCUUCAUUUCCGGAAUAGCACUGAUUGGUGCAUCGACAGAAACAUAUUUGUACGGCAUACACUUCGGUUUCAUUUUCUUUGGGAUAAUCAUGAUGGCCAUUAGCAUGAAUUUUUUGUUCAUCCCCAUAUUCCAUGCUUUGGAGAUUACGUCUGUUUAUGAAUAUCUUUAUCUACGGUUCGACGAAAGAGUUCGUUUGUUAGGAUCAAUUCUAUUUACGAUAGCUACGUUACUCCAUUUGCCUAUUGUAAUAUUCGUACCAGCGCUAGCGUUUAAUCAAGUUUCAGGGAUUAAUGUUCAUUUUAUAACAACCGUUGUCUGCACAGUGUGCAUUUUUUAUACAGGAGUUGGAGGCAUCAAGGCAGUGGUGUGGACAGAUGUUCUUCAAACGAUUGUCAUGGUUGGAUCAUUGGUGCUUAUUAUGUGGAAGGGAACUGCAGAUAUUGGUGGAAUCGGAGUCCUAAUUGAACGUAAUUUGGCUAGCGGUAGAAUAGAACCUCCCAAUUUGAAUUUAGAUCCUACGGAAAGAAUGACUCUCUGGACAAUUGUUUUUGGCGGCGGAGUCUUCUGGAUAGCAAAGAAUUCGAUUCACCAGAUGAUGGUUCAAAGAUAUUUAUCAUUACCGACAUUCCGAGAUGCUCAACGGGCCUUAUUCGUAUAUACGAUCUGUAUAAUAUGCCUGUUAUCCAUGUGUUUCUAUAAUGGUUUACUAAUUUACGCAACGUUCCAUGACUGUGAUCCAUUGACAACAAAACUCGCUCGAGCAAAAGACCAAUUACUGCCAAUAUUGGUGAUGAAAGUUCUAGGCGGCUAUCCUGGUUUGGCUGGACUGUUUAUAUCAGGCAUUUUCAGCGCUUCACUCAGUUCGCUAUCGACAGGUCUAAAUUCCCUGGCAGCAAUUGUGCUAGAAGACUUUGUCAAACCUCUUCUUAAAAAUCGAUUGACGGAGCGCCAAACCCGAUACUUGAUGAGAGGUACUGUAUUCGUUUUCGGUGCUAUAGCUCUAGUACUCGUAAUUGUAGUAGAAAAGCUUGGUACCGUCCUUCAGCUAUCCAUGAGUCUGGUUCCAAUAUCACUCGGUCCACUAUUAGGAAUUUUUCUAACUGGAAUGUUGCUGCCUUGGAUUAAACCGAAGAGCGCUUUAAUUGGAGCUGCAACAGGCUUACUAGCAAUGGGUUACAUCGUCAUUAGAGCUCAGAUAGCAAUUGCUUCUAAAGAAAUCAUUUAUCCUGUUAAACCUGUUUCGACUGAAGGAUGUAUUUACGACUUCGAUAACAGUACUGUACAGGAGGAAAAUUCGGCCUCAGUUGAGAAAUCUAUUCAUCAUGUAUCGUUCCUUUACUAUACACUUAUUGGAGCUGUCAUAACGUCUGUGACUGCCCUUCUAUCCAUAACAUGUAUUGGUCAACAGGAUAUUUCGAAGCUCAACCCACUUCUCAUUGCACCGUUUCUUAGAAAAUAUUUUUAUCCUCCAGAAAAUUCCAACAAAAUUGGUGUAGUUCAUUGCUUUGAAGAAGCAGACACGAAGUUGUGA